Messenger RNA from Opisthocomus hoazin, 707 nucleotides. The record is from RefSeq and is a predicted model, not a curated record. NCBI's taxonomy places the organism in Eukaryota, Metazoa, Chordata, Aves, Opisthocomiformes, Opisthocomidae.
AUGCGAUGUGACAGGGGGCCAGCGAUGCGACGGGGGGUGCUGGCGAUGAUAACGGUUACGUUCAACAUCAACAACAGCAUUCCGCCCUCGGUUGAGGACGACGCGCAGGAGGAGCAGAAGCCUGGCGAGCAGGAGCCUGAUCUUACAUCAACUCCCAACUUUGUUGUGGAAGUAAUAAAAGAUGAUACAAAGCAGACCCUCGUUCUUGACUGCCAUUACCCCGAGGAUGAGGUUGGACACGAGGGAGAGGAAGAAAGCGACAUUUUCACAAUCCGGGAGGUCAGUUUUCAGCCCACCGGAGAAUCGGACUGGAAGGACACCAACUACACCCUCAAUACGGAUUCCCUUGACUGGGCCCUGUACGAUCACUUAAUGGAUUUCCUGGCUGACCGAGGAGUGGACAACACCUUUGCUGAUGAGUUAAUAGAGCUCAGCACGGCGCUGGAGCACCAGGAGUACAUUAAAUUCCUUGAAGACCUUAAAAGCUUUGUCAAGUGUCAGUAGUUUAGGCAGCUUAUCUUCAAGUGUGGGUAUGCCACAGCUCUGCCCCAGCCAGCAAUGCCCAAAUAUAUCUUCACAAGGGAUACAGAGAGCGAGUAACUUGGCGUUUGGAGAAUGAGGAUUCCCGCUGGUAAUUUGGGGAAUUGUAUUUAUGUUGCAGCCCAGAUCAAGUUCACUGACGUUAUGGUCCGGAAUUGCCUCACCCU